ACACAUUGAUUUGGAUCACACAGAUUAAUCAGUUCACUCAUAUCCAUCAUGCCUUUUCCACAAUUCAGUUCAUUGCUUCUUUUUUUGUCCAUGAUUUUCUGCCUAGUGGUGUCAGAACUUCUGGUAAAACUUCCUAAUGGACUGAUUCAAGGAUACACAAGGAAAUCUCCAAAUAACGUUGCCUUCAAUGCUUUCCAAGGCAUCCCAUAUGCCAAACCACCUCUAGGAAAACUAAGGUUUCAGCCUCCUGUUCCAGCAGACAAUUGGGAAGGGAUUCUUCAAACUAAGAAGGAUGGAAGUAGAUGUUAUUCGGUGAAAAAAGAUACAAAAGAUGAAAAUGAAGACUGUUUGUUCAUAAAUGUGUAUACGCCUGUUUUGAAAAUAGAAAAUGCAACUUUACUCCCCGUCAUGGUAUAUUUCUAUGGGGGAGGUUUUCGAGACGGGGCAUCUCAAUACAAUGUUUAUGGUCCAGAUUAUUUAAUAGAACAUGACGUUGUCAUGGUGUCCAUGAACUACCGAGUGGGCCCAUUUGGUUUCUUGACGACUGGUGAUAACGUGAUACCUGGCAAUGUUGGACUGAAAGAUCAAGUACUUGCUCUUAAAUGGAUCCAAAAAAACAUUGGAUUAUUUGGCGGUGAUAAUACAAAAGUAACUAUUUUCGGACAGAGUGCAGGAGCUGCUUCAGUUGGGUUUCAUAUUGUCAGCAAGCAAUCCUCUGGACUGUUCAGGGCCGGGAUAGCUGAAAGUGGGUCAGCUCUUAGUAACUGGGGUUACCUGGCUGAUCCUAAACCAUAUGGUUACGAGUUGGCCUCUAAAAUUAACUCUACUAAAAAUUUUGAAACGAAUGAAGACCUGCUUGAGUUUUUACAGAGCGUUCCUGCAAAAGUGAUAGAUAUAGCUUCAACGAAAACAACUAAUAUAGACCAUCCCUUACCAGUUAUCGAGGUUGAACACGAGGGAGCAUUUUUGACCAAGAGCAUGUAUAGUAUGUUGGAGAAUGGAGAAAUAAACAAAGUUUCACUAUUGAUGGGUGUGAACUCGGAAGAGCAAAUUCAUCUAGCCGAAGAUAUGGACUCACUAUAUACCACAGCUGAAAAUUGCAACAAACGGCUGUCCAAACUCAUUCCUGAAAAUAUGAAUUUGAAAAAUAAAACAGAUGCAGACAUUGUAGGUAAAAAGAUUAAAGAAAUUUACAUGAAAAGUGAUAGCAACAUGCAGGACAACCUGGGUUUGACUAUCGCGUACAAAAGCGAAAGUCGUUUCUACAAUCCUUGUAUAAGACACGCCCAAUUGCAGUCAAAAUAUACCGAUGUAUAUUUUUAUCAGUUUUCAUAUGCUGGAGUAUUGGGAGCAAAUACAAAUAUCAGUCUACCAGGUGCUGAAAAAUGUACUCACGGCGAAGAAUUAUAUUAUAUUUUCAAACGGAAAAUGAACAGUUAUGACAAUACAGAUUUGAGUAUUUUUUCGGAGGCGGAUGUUCUUACACAAAAAAGAAUGGUCAAAAUAUGGACUAAUUUUGCCAAAUACAUGAACCCGACACCAACAAAAGACCCACUUCUUCAGAACAUAAGUUGGCCUAAAAUGGAUACAGACGAAACGCCAUUUGUGAAUAUCGCUAAUGACCUAUCAAUUCAGUCCGAAGUAAAAAAUGGAAGAUAUCUUAAGUGGAUACAGAUAUUCGAAGAGUACGCCAAACAUCCUCUGAUUGUAUUUUAACAGAUAAUUAUGCAUUAAAUGCAAUUUUUGAAUUUAUUAGUUUCAAAGAAGAAUAAAAGACAUUAAGAAAAUA
Leptinotarsa decemlineata (Colorado potato beetle) is the source of this 1789-nucleotide messenger RNA. Its product is annotated as juvenile hormone esterase. The record is from RefSeq and is a predicted model, not a curated record. Gene Ontology annotation, molecular function: cholinesterase activity. NCBI's taxonomy places the organism in Eukaryota, Metazoa, Arthropoda, Insecta, Coleoptera, Chrysomelidae.